Ictalurus furcatus (blue catfish) is the source of this 3297-nucleotide messenger RNA. RefSeq names its product Transmembrane protein 263-B-like. The record is from RefSeq and is a predicted model, not a curated record. The coding region runs from base 165 to 563 and encodes 132 amino acids. The transcript is spliced from 3 exons. Lineage: Eukaryota; Metazoa; Chordata; Actinopteri; Siluriformes; Ictaluridae.
GUUACAGUCAGCUGCAAAACAUAGGUACUAGGUCUCAGGCAAUAUUUCGUGCAGUGCAUUAUUUUUAUGUUAUAACUCGUGCUCGUGCUCGUCCUCGUCCUCCGUUUUGUUUCUGAUAUAGAUACGUUAAAAAAUACCGCUAAUUAUUACCUGCGACUUCAGUUAUGAAGGGCCCCAGCGCAGAGAGUGGCACGAUGGAAGUAAUGGAUGAGAGCACUACAUCACCCACUGAUCCGAACAGCGACGACCUCCCACCGUACCUGCGUGAAGAUCCACCAGAAGAUUUGGACAAGGACCAUCCAAAGAGUGAAGGGGGCGUGGUCUGGAGAAUGACAGGCGGCCUCUUUAACCUGACCAGAGGAGCAGUGGGAGCCACUCUUGGAGGAGUGGCCUGGGUGGGCAGCAAAAGCUUCGAGCUGACCAAAACAGCCGUGACGAGCGUCCCAGCAGCCGGGGUGGGAUUGGUCAAGGGCAGCGUCUCCGUGGUAACAGGUGGAGUCGGGGCGGUUGGGUCAGCCGUGGCCAGUAAAGUCACGACGAAGAAGAAAGACAAAUCAGAUUAGCAUGGCUGACGGCUUGGUGCACGUUUACGUCGACAUUUCCGUUACUGUCUGAGCAGGUGUAUGGUCACUCUGUUGGGUUUAAGCAUUACCAAACAGUACAUGAUGCUGAUCAAGAUCAAUGUUUCUGGCUGAAGUUGCCCUCUUGUGCCUGACAUUACAAACACAGUUAGCACUACAAAUGGCAAAAAAGAGCAACUUCUCCAUUUACUGCUGGUGUGGGUUUGAUGAUUGAUUGGGCUCUCCUACUGUUUGUCUAAUAGUUUCUAUUUUGUUUGUUUAUUUUUUUGCUUUGCUAAUAUUAUAGUUGAGGGACAGGACCGUUCCAUUUACACGAAAGGAAAUCACAGAUCCAUUAUGAAUUGCACGUCCAAUCCUUAAGAAAAACAGACCAAAUGUGAAUAUAUGGCGUAUUUGUACAUUAGGACCAACCAGUGUGAAACCGAAGUAUUACUGGAAUUCUUUUUUGUUGUUUUUUUCUUUUCUCUCUCUUCUCUGUGGGCGGGAUGGAGGGAGGUGUCACAAAACAUUUGUAUCAUUUUCCUAAUUUAAUUAUGUCUGGGUCAGGAAACUAAAACGAAAUGCAUGCAGGUCCCAAUCCUGGAGAGCACCCCUUUUAAUCAGAGGCUGUGUAUAAAUCCUGUAGUUGAUCAUUUUCAUGAACAAAAAAGGCGUAUAUGUUCCAGACACGGAGCAUUUAUUGUCUUGAAACGUCGUGUCUUCGACUGAAUGAAGGAAUGUUGUGACACUAACGUUCCCUAAUACUGCUGAGCCGCAUGAGCCAAAUGCUAUAUGAUUAUUUUCUUUUAAAUGGGAUAUUUUUCUUUCAGAUUAGCAAUGAAUGAAUAAGGAGACGCUGAAUGUCAUUUCUAUGCAUUUCAUCAGUCAUGGACACUAAUAUUAUUCUUCACACUGCAUACAGAAAAAAGAAAAUCACACUCCCAUGCAACCCCGACAUUUUCAUAUUGUGAUAAUUGGCUAACCCGUCAUUUUAAUUGUUGAUCUCGUAUUACCUGUACCGGUCUCACUGGGCAGCACUUACAUGGCUGGCUAGCUGAUUUAAAAAAAAACUAACUGUAAAAGUAGUUGUAUGUAUUAUACAUUAUAAUUUUGUGACCCACAGAUCUUUAAUCAGAUCAGUAAAUCUGCAAGUGUAUCACAUAUACAAUCCUUUCAUUACAGUUACAAAUCCAAAUUUAAGUCUUUACAAUGUUCUCUUUGCGAUCAGGAGUCACAAAGGUACGUUUAUGAAUUACUGUUUACACGUCCAAAAGGAUUACAAGUGUUUUAACAAACAUUUUACGGUUGUUACAUCUGACUGUCAUUAGGAACUAGGGAUGUUAAAAUUCCGAGAUAAGGAAUGUGAGGGAAUGUGAAACAGGGCAUAAUAGAGUGCAGUGUCCUAUACUGUGACUCUAACACUAGAAAAUGCAGUCACCUUGUUUUUAAACACUUCAUCGAGCAAAAAUUAAAGACUCAGUCUCAAAUAAUGUUUAUUAUGUACAAUAAGGUUGCUCGACAGCUCAUAGCUGAAAUGUUACCCAAAGACUUUCUGCCUUUUGGUUUUCUGAAAAAAGUGAGACGUAGCUCAGUGGUUAAGUCACUGUGCUACUGAUCGUAAGGUUGUGAGUUCAAAUCCUAGCACAACCAAACUACCACUGUUGGGCCCUUGAACAAGUCCCUUAACCCUGAACUGCUUUGUUGUAUCCUGUCUCAGUUGGAUAAAAGCGUCAGCCGAAUGAGCUGAAUGUAAACAUGGGAAUAAUGAAUCAUAAAUGUAGUACUGAAAUUUCAGUUCCAAGAUUUGCAACUUGCAGAUUUACUACUGUAGCAUAAGUUUGACUAUCGAUUUGUAAUUCGUAAAAUUGCCACUUCAUUCACACGCAAUUACUUCUGACAGGAAAUUAGCUCUGUAUCAUAUGUUGCCUUACAUAAUGAUUACAUUUAAGCAAGAGAAUCAUUUCUGGUAAUUUACAUACAUAUAACUCUAUCUACUCAACCAUGGUACGUGUUAAGUUUAUUGUGUUACGUUUUUAUAGCCGUUUAUCAGCAAAAUUGUCCUGGCAUGUUUACAGGAGACCAAGAGACCACAUUUACUCUGUAUCUAAUCUGGAGAGAAAUUUGGUUUGGGAUGCUUAGUUCAUCACUGAGCUGUUAGGCUCUAAGUAAUCCGUCCCCUCUGCAGGGCACAUCAACAAGAUUUGCAUCGUAAUGCAUGAAAAUGCAACAGAAAUCAGGUAGACCAUGUGGAAUGAGAUGUAGUUACAGUAUAUUGAAAUUGACCUGCCAUGAUGGUUAGGGGAGAUAAUUGGGCCACAAAUCCAGCACCAAUAUAUUUUUCAAAAUAUGUUUUCUCCCAUCCAUCGGAGUUUACGUAGAACUUCUACACAAUGUGUUUAAGGGUACUUUUUUUUUUUUUUUUUUUUUUUUUAAAUAGUUUCUCCUCCUUUCUGUCUUUUCAUACUCGUAUUUAUCUGAUAUGUCUGCUUUUUUUUCGUGUGCACAGUUCCUAGCUUCUCAUGACGUGUUGCAUGCUCCUCCCUCCUCUGCUGUAUGCUGUUGAACUGUCUUAUCCAUCUGUCUUUAUCCAUCUCCAUGAUUUUGGUGAGUGAGCUGUUGUGCUGGAGGCUCUGUUACUCUAAACUGAACUUUAGAAAAGUAGAUUUUUUUGUCUAUUAUAGAACUAUUUUUGCUAAAUUGAUGCUGUAUUCUUCGAUUAAAGCAAUUCUGUAUUUUA